AUUCAUUCAUUUAUUCAUUCAGUCACUCAUUCACUCGUUUCCUCGCUAUACGCGCGUUCAUCCGUUUAAUAGCAGGCCCAUAAUAGUUUGUCGUCGUUCUUGAUUGUUAUUCCUGUUAUAAAAAAAACUGUGUAUAUCCGCUUGUUUUCAGGGGAACGGCUCGUAGUAGAUACCAAUCCUACUCGCUUUAACCAGUCCGCUGUUCUUGUGAGCCCAGUAUACAACAGAUCACGUGACUGGUAUAGCAAGUGCUUAAGAUUUCGUUACAUGUUGAGGGGGCCUGGAAAGAAAAAAAUGACAAUUUUCCAUAAGACAGACAGCUAUCGAGAAAUACCAAUCUGGAUCUCAAAACGUAACACUGGUAAAACUUGGGUUUACGGGCAAGUUUCUCUGAGUUCUGUUUCGAAGUUUCAGGUAUUUAUAAAAGGUGAAGCAGAGAAGAACAAUAGCUUAAUAGCAUUGACUGGAUUGUACAUUGACGAGGGGACGCAUUGCACUCACCAGCCGCUGUCGGCCAAAAAAGCUUGUAACGAAAACCUAUUCAACAUGUCAGGGUAUUUCUUUUCUCCAUCAUUUCCUGGAUAUUAUUUUGGAGACAUUUACUGCAUGUGGCACAUCACCGUCCCAUCUGGUUACGUCAUUCACCUUGAAUUCCAAGAAUUCCAACUCAAGGAUCACCCCAUGUGCGAGAGCUGUUUCCUUCAGAUUUUCGAUGGACGCGACGAGACUGCGCCCGCGAUGGGCAGAUUCUGCGGAUAUGCUUAUCCUCCCCAUUUUGUAUCUUCAUCAAAUCACUUCACGGUUGUUCUUGAUUGUCAGGGAGAUUUGCGCGCGGAAGGAUUCAAGGCCUUUUAUCGCUCGGUUGCAGCUUCUGAUGAUCUGGCUGCAUCUUGUUCACGUCAGCAAGGAUGUCCAUCAAGCUGCAAGUGCGAAGAGUUAGAUGAAGGUCCAGAAAAAACGAUUCUGGUAACCGGAGAAGACUUGGUCACCGUGCCGAGCAAACUUCCUUCCAACACUGGAGCAGUGUUUUUCCAAAAAAACCGGAUAUCCCAGCUACGAGAGAUGGAUUUCACAAAUCUCACAAAACUAGAGUACAUCGACAUGAGUUUUAAUAUCCUUCUCCAUGUGGAUGAACACUCUUUCCAAAAUCUUCCCUCCGUUAACACAUUGCGACUAAAUUCUAACUUCUUUCGUUCUCUCCCUGCUGGAGGAUUCACCGAGCUUCCCAAUUUACGCGUCCUUGAUUUGGGAUGGAAUCUUCUACACCAAGCAAGAAGUGGAAUGCUUGACGGACUAACAAGUUUAGAGGUUUUGAGUCUGCGCUCGAACCAGAUAGAAGGAAUAGAGUAUGGUGUUUUUGACAACAAGAGCAACUUGACCCAUUUAUACCUUCAGGAAAACAAGCUCACAACUUUGCCAAGUGGUUUGUUUGGAGCCCUUGCAAAACUGAAAGUGUUGGACCUAAGCAGCAACCAGUUGACGACAGUUACAAAGGGAACUUUUCAAGGUCUAGAGUCGUUAGAAUAUCUGUACCUGAACAGCAACAAACUGUCUGAUGUGCCGUCCGAUGCUUUUAGUGAACUGAAAAACAUUAAAUACCUGAAACUUGACCGCUUCAUCCUCUGCUGCUAUGCCAAGAAAUCAAUCGUGGGAGUUGACUGUGAGUCUCCAGUCGAUGAAUUCUCAAGCUGUGACGACCUCAUGAAAAAUAAAACUCUCCAGAUCUGUAUUUGGAUUCUUGGAAUCCUCGCCUUCCUUGGCAACCUCUUUGUCAUAAUAUGGCGGGCCCUCGACAAAGAAGAGAACAGGGUUCAAUCGUUCUUGCUGACAAAUCUGGCUGUUGCUGAUCUGUUGAUGGGCGUGUAUUUGCUGACAAUCGCAAUCAUGGACUUAAGAUGGCAAGGGGAAUACUUCAUGCAUGACAUCGAAUGGAGAUCUGGUAUAGGCUGUCGAAUUGCUGGAGUUCUUUCGAUGCUCUCCAGUGAAGUAUCCGUUCUGAUUCUAACCAUCAUAACAAUGGACAGACUAAUAUGCAUCGUCUUUCCUUUCAAGUUCAACCGCCUUACUUACAGAGCGGCCGUGUUUGCAUGUAUAGGAGUAUGGACGUUUGGUGUAGUCAUAUCGGUUAUUCCUAUUACUGGGAUUAGUUACUUUUAUGGUGAUGAGAGCGCUGGUAACUUCGGUUUCUACAGCCGCUCUGCCGUUUGCCUUCCGCUUCAGCUGUCUGGAGGAAGACCGGCUGGCUGGGAAUAUUCUGUCGCCUUUUUCGUUUGUUUAAACUUCAUUUCUUUCACGUUCAUUUUCGUCGCCUACAUGACAAUGUUCUGGACAGUAAAGCGUGCGUCCCGCGCCGCGCGAUCGACAAAUUUAAACAAAGAAUCCGCCAUGGCCAAGCGACUUGUCUUCAUUGUGAUGACAGACUUUUGCUGUUGGAUGCCAAUAAUUAUAAUCAACAUUUUAUCUCUGACUGGAAAUUUUGACGAUCCAGACAAAAUUGCCUAUGUGUGGAUAGCAGUGUUUGUUCUUCCGCUCAACUCUUCCCUCAAUCCAAUCCUGUACACGUUUUCCACCGAAAGAACUAAACGAAGCUUGGUCCGAAAGCGGAAAAACGUCAGUAGUUUGGCAAUGAAGACGCUCCACAGUCGUUUGCCAGGUCGAAGGCAAACAGUUGAUUGGCUUAAAACAUCUGAUAAUAUCACCUUGGUCACCAACGUCGUCCCUGGCUCUGGUGAUUCCAUUCCACUUCCGUCACCGAGACCUGAAGCGGGAACAAAGGAACAAGACAGUAAGGAAGUACACAUAGUACAUGCUAAACUCAAGCUUAUUGAAGACGCUAACAUUCUGCAAGACGAUACUGCAGGAAAAAGUUCGACAGGUUAUGCUGUAGCCUGGUGCGAGCAAGAAAAUUUUCUUAGUAUGGUACUGCUCAAAUAUUUUGCCAAAGAAUACAAGAAGGAGUGGUUAGCUGAGGUUGAUACGGUACAAGGCAUGUCUUGUGAUGAAGAACCUCUCUCGAAUCUACUUCAUUAUCGUUGGCACUCCAAAGCUCGCGACCAAAUCAUUGAACAAGGAAAAGUGAAGAUUCGUGAAUUACACUCAAACAGUCUUCUGAUUUGCUACGAUUUUGUGUCGAGUUCAACAUUGGAAGAUUUUCUUUGUGAGAAAGGAACUGUUCUUAACUUCGAUGCAGUGUGCGCCAUAGCUUGUGACGUCAUCAGUGCCAUAGAACGACUACAGGAUCUUGGGAUACUCCAUAACAACAUCACAACAAGCAACAUUCUCAUUGGUCAAUGCUCACGACUUCCUCCUAUAAGAGCAGUCUUGAGUGGUUUUUCUCGAGCGUCCAAGAUGAACGAAGCUGGGGCUUUUACAAACUGGGCAGCUGAUGAACAGAGUAACUUUGGCAACGAUAUUGAACAAUUUGGACAGUUGUUAGCUACCUUAUUAGGGCAUUGCCAUGGCUCAAGUGAAUAUAUCAAGCUUCAUGAAAUUAUGAAUCUGUGUUUUGAGGAGACAGUGGAGAACAGACCUACGGCAUUUUACAUCCGGGAGCUUCUGGAAGAAGUUUGGUUCUGCGUGGGAGUCUGGGAUACCUGUCUAUGAAUAAAACUUGUUUCAAUGAGCUAUUUCACUGUCUCACUGGACGCAAGGGAAAAGAAGUGUAAUAGCGUAUAGUUUUUUAUUUCCUUUCCCUUUCACUUUCAAAGGAUAAUAUCGUUAUUUGUAAUGCCAUUUACUCAGCAACCUACUUCUUUUUUGAUGGAGUUUGCGUGUUAUGAAGCUAAAAUACAUUGUAAUAAGUUGUGUUCGGUUCUGUUAAACGGUCUUAAACCAACUCUCAAACAGACGAAAGACAACGCUAUGUGUUUUCUUAUUUUACGAGGUCAGUCAAAGUCAGCUCCUGUACAACAACUAACCAAUGAGUCCAUUCCCAAGCAAUCAUACCUCCAGACUUUGCCUAGCCUAGUGAGGAGUUUGAGAUAGUUUUAGUUAGGUGUCCCCUAUUAGCAGUGGGGAUUCUCCACUGCUUAUUAUUAGAUGUAUUUGACACGUUAAUAAAUUCACUAUUAUUAUUAUUAUUAUUAUUAUUAUUAUUAUUAUUGAGAAAUCUUGUUAAUUGUCUCAGUUUAUGCACGAGGAAGAAAUCGUUUGUUUGAUUUCCGUUUUUACUGUUGUAAAUACAGUGUACUUUAUUUACAAAUAUAGAGUUCCGAGUUGUAGUCAAUUCAAGGUUUUGUAGAUAUGUAUACCAAGCUUUCUCGGCUUGAAGGGGCUACUCGGCCCUCAUGAUGUAAUCUUUACCUUUUACUUCAUGUACAAAGCUGACCCUUUUGGUAAAUGCCAUGAGCUUUGGCUUGAAAGUAGAGAAUUUAAUAAAUUUGAAACAAAUAAUUUCAUUUAGUGGUGAUAGUUUUGAAAAUAAGUCCAUAACGAACAAACUACCGUAGGAGUUUUCUCCAGGCCUUAAGUCGAAACGGACUGACCGCGGCGAAUUAAAGAGGCCUAGGAACUAGGUAAGAGUUCGUGAUUUAAAAACCCCUCAGGUAUGACAUGUUAUCGAUCUUAUUUCUUUUGUUAUUAUUUUAGAAAAAUUUCCUGUUUCUUUUUUCUCGUUAUUGCUCCACAGAAAAUACGGAUUACAUGUAAAUGCCUCUAUUUCCAUACAACUACAGCUAGCCUCUUUCCGAAGCAAGAGAAAAACGGAAGUUUUUUGGUUUGAAACGUCCAAGAGGUUUUAAUUUGCUUUUCCCGAUCGAAAGAUCUAGUACUAAAGGCUUAUUAUUGAAAGACAAAAAUUCCCUUUCGAAAUACGAUACAAGUUCUACGGUAGGGGAUUUGUAAUCGGAACCAUUAAUCGCAUAAAGCGGAAAAUAAGCGCAUAAGCUCGUGCUUAGGGGCAACGGGAAACGUUUAAACGUUUUGUCUGAGAUUUGAAGGGGCAUUUUUUCAUGAUUUUCCAAAUAUAAGUGUACCACGUAAGGGAUCGUUCUCUCUUACUUUAGCCCUUUUCAUUUUCGCGUGAAAUCCUCCGCGCUUCGCACGAGGAACGAGACAGGACGAAAAGCAAGCAACGAGAGAUGCGGACAUCUGUUUUUUCCUAAUAUUCAAAACAUUUAAAAUAAAAACCUUUAUAAACUCUGGCAAUUAUGCUUCUAAACGCGUUUUUAUUGAUGUUAAUUUGAGGUCUCAAAGGCGUUCUUGUUUCGAGUUUGUCCUUAGUGACAUUGGGUUUGGUCAGUUCUCUGUAUGAUUUAGAAUUAUUCUUCAUGUAAUUUAUGACAUAGAAAAAAUAUUGAGAACUACUGGUUGUAGUGGUAUCGUCGCUUUCAU
Messenger RNA from Orbicella faveolata, 5331 nucleotides. Its product is annotated as MAM and LDL-receptor class A domain-containing protein 2-like. The record is from RefSeq and is a predicted model, not a curated record. Gene Ontology annotation, biological process: G protein-coupled receptor signaling pathway; protein phosphorylation. Gene Ontology annotation, molecular function: protein kinase activity; ATP binding; protein binding. Lineage: Eukaryota; Metazoa; Cnidaria; Anthozoa; Scleractinia; Merulinidae. Gene Ontology annotation, cellular component: membrane.